UGAAACAACCAACAAGCGCAAACAUGGCUGACGACAGCAACAUUGAAGGCGAAGAUGAGAACAUUUUGUAUGAUUUACUUAUAAAUACCGAAUGGCCACCCGAAACGGACACUCAGCUGCGAGGCAGCAAGGAGCAGAGCUCAUCUGUUAUUGCCAAAGCAGUGACAGGGCCGUUCAGGUUCAUCCUACAUUAUUUGUGGUACAGCCCCUCCAGCUCCUCCCUGCCUCCUGGUCUGGUCCGACUGGCCAGCAAACAAAUCAACUGGCAGAUUGUGCUGGCAAGUAAUGGGAAGCUGCUGGCAGUGGUUCAGGAUCAGUGUGUGGAGAUAAGGUCUGCGCGGGAUGACUUUGGUUCGGUCAUUGGGAAGUGCCAGGUGCCCAAGGAUCCCAGUCUUCAGUGGCGCAGGGUGGCGUGGAGUCACGACUGCACCCUCCUGGCCUACGCCGACAGCACCGGCACGGUCCGCGUGUUCGACCUGACGGGCAGUGAGCUGUUCGUCAUCCCUCCGACGGCCAGUUUCCCUGGAGACUACAGCUAUGCUGCGGCCGGCCUCAUCUUCCUGGAGUACACGGCCAGCGCCCAGUGGUCGGCCGAGCUGCUCGUCAUCACCUACGGGGGCGGGCUCAAGAGCUACCUGGUCAGCGUGGGGACCAAUCAGAGCUUCCAAGUGAACCACAGCUUCAGUUUCUCCGCCCACUACUCCCAUGGCAUCACCACAGCGAUAUACCAUCCUGGCCACCGGCUGCUGCUGGUGGGGGGGUGUGAGUCCGGGGGCCAGGUUGUGUCCCGGGCCUCCCGCUGUGGCAUCACUGCCUGGAGAGCUCUGUCUGGCUCUCCCUACUACAAGCAGGUCACCAGCUAUGAGGACCACGUCCACGCUACUCAGAGGAGGGGCUACUUCAAGAUCCCCACCUUCAGACUGUUCUCCAGACAGAACAACGAACAGGACGGUGUGUUCCGCAUGAGCCUCAGUCCUGACGCGACUCUGCUGGCUGUGCUGCACUUCUCUGGCUGCCUCUCUCUCUGGGAGAUCCCCUCACUCAGACACAGAGCCCAGUGGGAGCAGGAGAAACAGCCAGGAUUUGAGGAGAUCAACCCCGAGUGGAAGACUUCGCUGGAGAAAAGGAAGAAAAUAAAAGACAAGGAGCAGUACUACUCUCUGGUGGACGUGAGCUGGUGGAGUGAGAGUGUGUUGAUCCUGGCUCGCUGCUCGGGGGCCCUGACCGUGUCGUCCAGCAGGAGCCUGGCUAACCUGCUGGGGAAGUCCUGCGAGUGGUUCGAACCCUCGCCCCGGGUCACCUCCGCCCACGACGGGGGCUUCCUCAGUCUGGAGUGUGAGGUGAGGCACGCUCAGAAGAGGGGCCGCCUGGAGAGCGGCCUCGGUGGCGCGGGCGGGGCAGCGGACGAGGACGGCGAGGACGGCGGCGGCGGCGACUCCGACUCGGACGACGAGUCGUCGGCCAGGGCCCGCUACUUCGGCUACGUCAAGCAGGGCCUGUACUACGUGACGGAGAUGGAGCGCUUCGCCCCGCCCCGCAAGCGCCCACGCACCGUGUUCAAGAACUACCGUCUGGUCAGCCUGCGCUCCACCACCCCAGAGGAGCUGUACCAGAGGAAGAUUGACAGUGAGGAGUAUGGGGAGGCCCUGGCCCUGGCCCAGGCCUAUUGGCUGGACUCUGACCUGGUCUACCAGAGACAGUGGAGGAAGAGUACAGUCAGCAUCGCCUCCAUCCAGGACUACCUGAGUAAGAUCCGGAAGCGCUCCUGGGUGCUGCACGAGUGCGCCGAGCGCGUCCCCGAGAACGUGGACGCUGCCAAGGAGCUGCUGCAGUACGGCCUGAAGGGCACCAGUCUGGAGGCCCUCAUCGCCAUAGGCAACGGAGAGGACGGGGGCAGAUUCAUCGUCACGGGGGACCUGGACCUGGACGAUGUCCCCUACGAGGACCUGGGGUCUGCGGAGGACGAGACAGAGAGGAGGGAGGAGAGGGAGACGCUGAAACGCCGUGAGCUGCUGGCCCAGGUGGACUUCAGCAGAUGGCGGCAGUUGAAAGAUUGGCCGCAAUCAGGGGAGCAGAGCCUGACAGGCAUCAGAAGACGGGUGUGA
Molecule: messenger RNA, 2105 nt
Organism: Osmerus eperlanus (European smelt)
Lineage: Eukaryota; Metazoa; Chordata; Actinopteri; Osmeriformes; Osmeridae
Gene: nbas
Product: NBAS subunit of NRZ tethering complex
Exons: 19
Coding region: 24-2105 (693 amino acids)
Biological process (GO): retrograde vesicle-mediated transport, Golgi to endoplasmic reticulum
Cellular component (GO): Dsl1/NZR complex
Molecular function (GO): SNARE binding
Source: RefSeq, a predicted model, not a curated record